GUAGUUGACUUGUAUGCGGCGCUCCGGCGUGAGAAAAGCCUGGACAGACAGAGAGAGAGAGAGAGAGAGAAAGAGAGACGCGCCGUGAAACACUGACUGUGUGUGUUGCACACACACGCACGCACGACGAACAACGAACCACGUCGAGCAAGCACCUUUUUCGAAAAAAAGCCCGAGGUGCGCGACGGAUGCACAUCGCCUACUGUGAAUUUACGCGAGAAGCCGAAACCGAGUAGUGCCGGCCGGGACGAGAGAUUCUGUGCGCGACGCAACUCACUGCACCUGCUGCUGCUGCUGCUGCUGCUGCUGCGAUCCAUCGCACCUCGCUCGAUCGACACAGAGAGAGAAAGCACAACACCGCGCGAGAUCGAGCGAGAGGACGGAUCCGGAGACGCGCAGAGUUGAGUGAUAAGAGAGACGGUUGUUUUUGCCCCCGCGUUCAACCCGAGAAGCACUCCACGAGUUGACACUGCGAGGGAGAGAGAUUUCACUUCCACGGAAAAGCUCUGCUGAGAAAAAGGUGAGUUACCCGCAGAGAGGUCGCAGUCGAGGACACGUGGCGACAUGGCGGCGCUGAGUUCCGGGCCCUGCCGACCCGGGAUCAUCCUGUACCUGGCUCUCGUCAUUCUAGCCGCUAGGAGCACGCAUUCCGCGCCGGUGUACGAAACCGACUCCACACAGGUCGCCGAGUAUGAGGGAGGUGCAGCGAGCGGAUGCUACUACAACUUCCAACACUACCAAGAAGGCGCGCGGAUCAUCACGAACGAGCCGUGCCUGAACUGCACGUGCCACAACCGAAUGCUGAUGUGCUACCUGAGGGUGUGCCCCUUCUCCAAGGCGAUAGGUCAGGACUGCAAGGUGGAGAAGCGCCCGGACCAGUGCUGCCCGGUCAUCACCUGCCCGGACCUGCCCGUCCAGUUGCUCACCUCGACCACGAGCUCGCCCUCCUCCCCCGCGGCCGCCUCCACCGAGCUCGGCUUCCCCGACUCCUACGGAUGCAACGUCAACGACAAGUUCUUCGCCGACGGCGCCCAGCUGCCCGUCGACGCCAACAACCCCUGUGAGCUCUGCUACUGCAUCAGGAACAAGACCACCUGCCUCAUGCAGCAGUGCACGCUCUCCGUCGCCGGAUGCAGGCCCGUCUACCAGCCCGGAAUCUGCUGCCCCGUCAAAUACAACUGCGAGUACGACGAGGAAAGCCUGGCUGCCACGACGCCCGGCCUGAUAAUGACGACGACGAUGGCCCCGGGCACGGCGCCUCCCCAGUGCCACCACGAGGGCAAGAUGUACGAGGACGGCGAGCUCAUCUACACGAUACAGCCCUGCCAGCACUGCUACUGCUUCCACGGGGAGAUCCUCUGCGCGGUGCAGGAGUGCGGCAAGCCCAUGGAGUCCCACGGCAAGAACUGCACGGCCCUGCCGCCGCUCGACGGCGAGUGCUGCCCGACCACGUAUCAGUGCGAGGACGAUUUCGGAAACAUCGCGACGGAGAUUCCCGAGAUCGCCGACAAGAAGGACGCCACCGAGCAGCCCGAGGCCCAGAAGGAGUCGUUCCCCGGAGCCGACAACGCCAUUCCCGAAGAGAUACCCACCACCACCGAGAGGCAGCAGACGGUGUCGCAGCUCGGAAACGAGGUGCCCGAGUCCGAGCCGACCAAGGCCAGCGUCACCGAUGAGGUUCAAGCCACGACCGCCGAGCCCGAGAGCGAUGUCGCCGUCGAUUCGACGGACGCCCCGCAGCCCGAAAUCAAGGCGGCCGAGCCCGACCACUCCGAGGCGACGCCAGAGUCCGAGCUCACGUCCGCCACGGUGGUCGACGAGGCUUCCGAAAAGCCGACCGAGAGCGAGAAGGUACUGCCACAGGCUACGGAAGAGCCUGAGAACCCGUCGACGGAAGCCUCCAGCGACCUUCCGCCGAGAAUAGCCGGACAAGAGGACGCCGAGGAGGGGAAGGAGAAGCCAACGGAGGCCAGCCUUGCUCCGGAAGACACGACGCAAUCGAAAACUUCACCUGCCCAAGAAGAAGGAGAGAUCAGCCCGUCGAGCGUCGAGGCGGCAGCCCCGACGGAAGCCAACGCAGCAGCGGUCGACGAGGCCGAGACGACUGUUGCGCCUCGAGUUGGAGACGACGAAACUUCGCCAGCCGACGACGAGCUGACCAGCGCGGUAUCGACGGAGAAACAAGCCACGGAGCCAGAACAGCCGACCAGCGCUUCUUCGAUCUCCGAAGAAGAUAUCGUUGACACGACCCCAGCGGAAGCCUUCCCGGCCGAAAAAUCAGAAGAGCACACGGCACCGGUCGACGGAGCCACCGAGAAAUCUAGUGAAAUUUCUAGUCCAGACAGCGAAACGAUGACGGAAGAAGCCGUUAGCAAGGACGUAACAGAGUCCACGCUUUCUUCUUCCAGCACAGAAGCAGCGAAGUCAGAUCUCUCUACUGAAACUGAUCAACUCAGCACAAUCAAACCUACUCCCGAAAGCACCCAGGACAAGGAAGACGAGCUCACGACCGUGAGUCAAGAAACUGUGACUGCCAGUCCCGAAGAAGACAAGCCGGAGGAGACCGUUUUCGACAUCACUCCCGAAGGCUCCACUAGCUCCAGUGUCGACGAGGAAGCCGGCAAGACUGCCGAGCCAAUCGCCACCGACGCUCCUCCAGCGGUAUCUGCUGGUGAAGACGAGAAGCCAGAGGGAGGCGAUGCCGAAGUCACUCCCGGAUCUACGACAGUAGCAGCUUUGGAUGAGGAGAGCAAACCUAAGGAGGCCGUUCCCGAGGUCACUCCUGAAAGCCCCAUUGACGAGGAAGCCGGCAAGACUGCCGAGCCAAUCGCCACCGACGCUCCUCCAGCGAUAUCUGCUGGUGAAGACGAGAAGCCAGAGGAAGGCGAGGCCGAGGUCACGCUAGGAUCUACGACGGUAGCAGCUUCCGAUGAAGAAGGCAAGCCUAAGGAGACCGUUCCCGAGGUCACCCCUGAAAGCUCCACUGACUCCAGCACUGAGGAGGAAGCCGGCAAGACCGCCGAGCCGAUCCUCACUGACGCUCCUCCAGCGGUGUCUGCUGGUGAAGCUGAAAAGCCAGAAGGAAGCGAUGCCGAAGUGACUCCUGAAUCUACGACGGCAGCGGCUUCAGAUGAAGAGAGCAAGCCCAAGGAGCAAGAAAGUUCGACUCCCGAAGAGUUGCUAUCGGCAUCGACUCCAUCGGCUGUUGAUGAAGCUUCUGAGAAGUCAGGAACGGAUGAAACUUCGCCAGAAUCUCCCAAGGAGGCUACUCCAGAGGACAAUGUUGAAGAACCCAAAGCACCGGAACAAGGACCUACUGGAAUUCCGAUCCCAGAUAGAGUACCUGAGCACAAAGCCGAGGACAAAGAUGCUGUAACUGACUCUGCGGUCACCGAAGGAUAUCAACCCACGGGAAGUGGAAUACCACAUAAAGUAGACAGCUUGCUUACGGAAGCACCAGAAUCCGGCCCUACCACGUACCUACCUCCUGCAGGCACCAGUACGGAAGAACGACAGCCAUCCACCCCACUGUACGAAGCUCUACCUAAAGAAGACGAAGUGGAAGGACAAACUACAGAGCUGUCCAUUACACCUAAAGCUCCUUCCGAUAAAACAACUGUCGGUGCUCCCGACGAAGUAGGCCCUACUGAAGAUGAAUCCGAGAUCAAGAAAGAGCCAUCAGAGACAAGCACUGGUCAGCCUGAGGAAGAAAAUCCAAUUGAUGAGGAGUUGACGUCUGCCAAAACAUCCAGCCCAGAAGCUAGUUCGACAAGCUCACCAGUAAUCGACGAAGAGAGCGAUGUAGCUGGUACCGAGACACCCACUGAGGAACUUUCAGUAGACGAAGCUACACCAUCAGCCGUUUCUACGGAAAAAUCUUCGCCUAAGAAGGACGACGAAGAGGAAGGUAAACCGGAAGUUAGCGAAGGCUCUAUUUCUGAAGAACCUACAACUGCCUCUGGCCAGGAGGAAGUUCCGACGAUGCCAACAUCUGACGUGGAGAAGAGCGACGACCAGAAGACUCCAGAAGCAGAAACUCCUGAGCCUACAAAGGCUUCUGACGUUGACAUUUCAACUCCGGAAAUAGAGGCUGCCUCGACCGAUAAACCAGAAGAUUUCUCUGCAAGUUCGUCAACGGAAAAACCAAGUGAGCCGGAAUCCACUGUUGAAUCCGAUGUAACGCCUAUUCCAGCAGUAAGCAGUGAGGAACCAGAAUCCGGAAGCGACGUUGAGCAUUCAACCGAUAUGCCUGCAAGUUCCACAGAAUCGGCACCUAUCGACGAAACAUCGGUAGAAACAACUGAAAUUCCAAGUGCCGGCGAAUCUGAACCAAGCAAACCUGCAAGUCCUGAAGAGACUUCAGAAGCCAGUACUGAAGCAAGCAAAGAUGUUGAGCAACCAAUUACAGACAGCACUACGCAACCAAUCGACAAAGUUCAGCCGGUCUCUGAUCAAACAACGGACGAAACUAAAGAAGAGAAACCGACUGAACCAUCGGUAGAAACGGGAGACCAGACUUCUCCAUCUAUCGAAACAAAACUUAAUGAUCAAGAAACGCCGAAAGAAACGCCCACUACUGAGUCUGCUAUUGAAAGUAAACCAUUCGAAGAUAGAUCCGAUGCUACUAUGCCACCAGCACCAGAAUCAGUACCAACGAGUCAUCCAGAAACUGGAUCAGUCACUGACGAACUGAUGUCUACAGUAGACACAUCAGAAGAAUCUACCGAAGACCAGUUUGGCAAGGAUGGUGACUCCAGUCAUUCAACGGAAGCUACUGUGGCGAGUAGCCUUGCUCCAGAAGUUGAAGUUGAAAUGUCGACACCUUCGGACGAACGUCCAUCCGGUAUCCCAGGCGAAGGCAAUUGCCUUGUAGACGGUCAAUCUUACACCAAUAAUUCAGUCAUUCCUCCACCAGACUCUUGCCAUCUCAAUUGUCGAUGCAUCAGCAGUCAAGUGAAUUGCGAGAAGGUACAAUGUUCACCACCACCCGCUGACGUGCCUAACUGUACUCCUGUAUUCGAGCCAAACGCGUGUUGUCCAAUGUACACGUGCGAAUCCACUCCAAGCGUUCAGCCUGAAGCGGAUAAUCAAAUGUCCGAUCAUCAUACGUCAACUUCUUCUGAUGACAACGUAACUCCAACAACACAAAAGGUAGCCGUGGAUGAAUCCACCGAUGCCACAGAGAAAACACCAAGCAAAGACGAAGCUGAGCCAGAGAUGAUGACAACCACGCCAUCUGUUAAAUCAGAGCCGGAAUCUACACCAGAAGAACCUGAAUCUGGCAAAGAAAAUAUUCCGACAUUGUCUCCUGUUGGCGAAGAAAUCAGCUCUUCAGUCGUUCCAGAAAGUACUUCGACUUCUACAGAAGCUGAGAUGUCCGUGAAGGGUGCCGAAGAAGAACCUUCUACUCCUGAAGACGAUAAGAGCAAGGUUGACGAAGAAAAGCUGUCGACUGUAACCUCUGAGACACCUGAGUCUGAAGAAGAAGGAGUAUCUGAAACAACUUCAUCUAUUCAAACUUCAUCAACUGAAGCAACAGAGGAGGACAAGAGUAAACUUCCAGAAGAAGAGAUUGCGACUCCAGCAUCCGAAGACACCGUUUCUGCUCAGUCCACAGAGCGUACCGAUGAAUCUCCUAAACCAGAAGAUGAUUCGGCUGGUUCAGUGGAACCUUCUCCAAGCCCAGAAGCAACUAACGCUCCGGAAGAGGAUGUUACUACAACUCCUUCUAGCAAAUCAACCGAAUUGGAAGUUGAAAAGGCAGAACCAACCGAACCCGCUCAGGAAGUUGAAACCACAGAGAAACCUAAAGAUACUGCCCAACCAGAUGAAGAAGCAACUCCAACAGGCGCUCCUCUGGAACCUGUUGAUGCUGAAACACAGAAACCAAUCUCGGAAUCUGGCGAGGCAUCGACUACAUCACCUGCAUCGCCGGAAUCAGAACUGACCUCUGCGGAUACUUCUGAAAGCGCAACGCCAUCGGUAGAAGAACAGACAGAAAAAGUACAAGAGCCUGAAAUCGAAAAGGAGCCUAUAUCUACUGAAGCCAGUUUAGCGUCUAGUAGCGAGACACCUGCUGAACCAAGUGCCACCAAAUCUUCGAUUCCAGAAUCGUCUACUGAAUUAGAUUCCGAAACACAGAAACCAGAAGUUGCUGAAGUUGAACCAGAGGUAACUGUUCCAUCUGUUGAAGAAGCCUCCGAGACUUCAGCAGCUGUCACAGAGCCAACCUCUACUGGCGAAGAAGCUAAGAAACCUGAAGAUACAACCGAAAGUGUGGGAACCGAUAAACCCGAGGACGUAUCAGAAGUUACUGGAAGUACCGAAUCAUCUUCCAAUGUGCCUUCAGUAUCAACUGAAAAGGACCUGACAGUACCUGUUGUUGUCAGUAUUGAAGAUGAACAAGUAUCGUCUUCGGAACCAGCAGUUACUGGUACCUCAGAAGAAGCUACAUCUAAAGCACCAAGUGACGAUGUGACUGCGCCACAUGAGCCAGAACUGACAAGUGUAACAGAAUCAGUUACCGAACAAGAACAAACAUCUUCGGAGGCUUCUAGUACAGCCUCGCCAUCGGACGAGAGCACCCCCGAAGCUAAACCAGUAGAUGAAAACAAACCAGAGGAAACACCGAUUGAAGCUCAGCCAGAGCCAGACACUACCGAGUCUGGAGAGGCGGCAACUGUCAAGAGUAUUGAACAGCCAGAAGUAGAUACGGAAAUGGAGAAGACUACGGAAAAACCAGAAGAGAAGCAACCAGAGGAAGAAAAACCAGAGGAGAAAAUCCCAGAGGAAGAAAAGCUAGAAGAGCAAACACCAGAGGAGGAAAAACCUGAAGAGCAAAAACCAGAGGAGGAGAAAGCAAAGCAAGAUACCACUGAAAGCACGGACGAAGCCACUGGUGAAGCUCAGACUGUGAGUGAAGAAACAAUCACGCUAUCGACACCUUCUGAAGCAGGAGAAUCUGAUGUCAAGGAAAAGCCAACUGAAUCAUUGAUCGAGACGGAGAAGGAAACUUCAGAACCAUCUGUUGAAUUGACUUCUUCGGGAACAAUUGACAGUAAAAUCGGCGUUGAGACUGAAGGAUCCACUGCAGCUGAAGAUCAAGCAGCAGUUACGGAAGCAAGUACGGAGGCCAGUAAAGUCGAUGAAUCUAGUUCGCCGAUUUCUGCGGAACCAACUGACGAAGACCAGAAAUCUCCAGCUCUUGCUGAAACUUCCACUGAGACUCCUGUAGCUAAAGAUAAGAUUGAUGAGCCCGAAGAGGCAACGAGCGAAAAACCGGACGAGGAAAUUCCAUCGCAUGAAGAACUUACAACCGUUGAACCAACAAAGGUUGAAGCGUAUCCCGACGAGGAGACUUCACACGCUCCCUCUGAAUCUCCAGACAAAGAGCUCAUGUCUACUGUGUUUGACAGUAGCGAAGAAACUUCGAGCGAGAGUGAAAAGAAGGAUCUUACGACCGAAGCAGCUAUCUCAGAAACGUCUUCCAGUGAGCCAACAGUUAGCGAGAAACCGGACGAGAAAGAGGAGGAGCCAACUGCGACUGCUGCCUCCGAAGAGCCCACGUCAUCGGACGCUGGCAGUUCAACGAGCGAAGUGCCAACGACGGCGUCGACCGAUGCUGAAGAUCAAAGCACAAAGGCAGCCGUACCAGCGGAUGAACAGUCGAGUGUCGAACCAUCCGAAGCGAUUACUCCUGAAGCUGAUCAAUACCACGUUGAUCAACAAACUGAAGAACCAGCUGCGCCAGGAGCUCCCAGUGAAGAAGAGCAAAAACCAGUCGAAGAUCACACUAGUACGGUACAUCCAGAAACCGUCAAGCCCUACACCCGUCCAGACUUUCCAGACCAACAGAUGCCCGAAACCGACGAUGCCAGCAUUUUCCCGCCGGACGGUGCCGAUAUCAAGGAUCAAUUCAACCCCGACGAAGCCGAACCCGAAACAGACGACUACGACGACCAGGCAGUUUACGGACCCGGCACUUGCCGAUACGGAGGCAAAAUUUACAUGUCUGCUCAGCAGAUUCCUCGUGACGAUGCUUGCGAUUUCUGCUUCUGCUUCCGCAGCGACAUCAUUUGUCUGCAACAGAGCUGUCCACCUCCGAUUCCAGGAUGUCACGAGGAGCCGAUCGGUGGAUUCUGUUGUCCGAGGUACGAGUGUCCUGUUUCAAUGGCGACAUCUCUUAACAUAACGACAACGACUACGACCACAACGACGACGGUCCCGCCGCACUUCUUGUCCCACGCGUACAAGGGGAGCGCAGUUCGAGGAGGAUGUCAAAUAGGAAACAAGGCGUACCGAGUGGGUGAAGAGAUCAAGUCAAAAUCCGGACCAUGCAUGAGUUGCACGUGCGGAGGCGAUGGUAAGAUGAAGUGCGAGCCCAAGGCUUGCUCGGCGAGCCCGAUGCUGAAGGAGAUGAUAGCUCAUGCUGCUGCCAAGAAGCGGAGGAGAUGAGCCAUCCAGUCGUGGUUCAAUCAAAAAAACUCUGAUCCUCCAGCAUAAGAUGUUGGGGACAUAUACAUAUAAAUAGAAAGUACUACGACAUAACAUGGAAACAGUGCGUGCGUUGUACAAAAAAAGGAAUGAGAGCGAGAUCGAGUGAAACGUGCGGUAACGGUGUGCAUCAAGCGGCCGAAUGAGUGAGUGAACAGAUUAGAACGACUACCUAAUAUAAAUCGCCUUAGACAAAGACAAUUAUUAAAUGGGCGAUCGCGAACUGAGUGGCCAAAACGUAAACGUUUAUAUAUAUAUACAUAUAUAUAUAUAUAUAUAUAUAUAUAUAUAUAUAUAUAUAUAUAUAUAUAUAUAUCGGGAGAGAGAAGUGGAAGUAGAUGGAUCGAUGUUCGAAUGAGAGCGAGGAUCAGAGCGCAUGCGAGUUUGUGGUGCCAAAAUAUAACGGCUAAAUAAUUAUCGAAAAACGAAGAGAUGUGUAAAGUAUAUAAUCUUUAAGGAACAAAGAAAAUGACGGGAAAAUCUUGCGCUGUACCGAUAAUACUUUUGACUUGCAAUAUCAUACGAUUUAACGUUUAACGCGCAGAGAAUGCGAGAGCCGCGAAGGUAUAUAUUAUCAACAUUCUUACGAUACACACCCACACAAGACUUAUGACUGUGCCUUCGUCUGAUGCCUAUUUCCAUCAUCAACGGCAUCAUCGACAAGAAAUCAAAGAUAUAACACACACGCACACAGCCAUAUCCACGUUGCCAGACUUUUUGAAAACAUAUGAAGCGAUCAAACUCGCUAAUAUGCUACGCGAGAAGCCGCGAAAAACAGCGCAAGUCAUGAUUUUUGCACAGUUUUCAGGGUACGAUAUAUUAUAAUGCUAUUUCUUUUUGAUGUUCUUUACACAUUUAACGCAAGCUGCGUUGCCUUGAGACAAGGCCCGCGCGUCGUACUUUUAAUUUUAAAUGAAUCCUUAAGUAUAAUAUACGCACACGACGAACGACGAAACGUUAAACUUACGCAGCAUAAAAUGUUUCUCCUUUAUUAUUAUAAUGUAAAUAUUUUUCAAACUUGUAAUAUUAAAGAAAAGCCAAGUUUAGCGCGAGCAAUACAUAAUAUAGAUGUAAUAACGAAGGAUUAUAACGGGAGAAAGUUAACGUAAUUGAUGACGCACGCGAUGCGCAGGUACAUAUAAGAAUAUAGUGUGCGAGAGAAGAAAAUUUGAUAAAAAAAACGUACGCGCAAUUUCAAAGCUCAAAAAAAGGCGGCUCGCACGGAGGACCAAGGGCAAACUGAGGCUGCUUGCUUCUCCGGCGAGCUGACACACGUGUUAUUAAAAA
This is a messenger RNA of Nasonia vitripennis (jewel wasp), 9780 nucleotides long. RefSeq names its product microtubule-associated protein futsch. The record is from RefSeq and is a predicted model, not a curated record. Gene Ontology annotation, molecular function: protein binding. NCBI's taxonomy places the organism in Eukaryota, Metazoa, Arthropoda, Insecta, Hymenoptera, Pteromalidae. Bases 565 to 8454 code for a protein of 2629 amino acids. The transcript has 8 exons.